AUGGUAACGUUUAUCCUAUUGGCGGCUUCAUGUACAAGUAAACCAAAAGAAUCACACAAAAAUCCUACCGGUGGAAGAAAACUCACAAUGUCCACAAUGUCCACACCGUCCACGUCUUUCAACACAAUUUCAGAUUUUUCGUUCGAUGAAAAAUUAGAAGAAGAAGAAGAGAAAAAAGAAGAAGGGAAUGAGUUGGAAGAGAAGAAAGAGCCAGAAUUAAAAGAAGAAGAGAAGAGAGAAUUUUCAUGUGGAAAAGACGAAAAGGAAGAAGAGAAAGGUGACAAAGGAGGGAAAGCAGAGAAUAAAGAAACUGAGUUCAAUCUUGAAACAUCUCCUGCAUUCACAAUUUGUAUUGAUAAUAAGUCUGAUGUCAGGAAUGAUGUGUUCAUAUUAAAUGCAAGAAAAUCACUCGAUGAGUCGGCAGGCUUUCAAUGGACAAUCAAAAAGAGAUUGGCAUUUGAUGACGGCUCUUGGAAACAGUUGAAUCGGAGAAUAGCUGCUCUGAAAGCUGAGGGACUUGACACUUGUGCCAACACUAAACAAGCAAAAGAUAACAAGAACAACUGUAUUGAACCCACUAAAAUGGAUGCCCAUUUUGAAAAACAGGCCGCGGCAAAACCAAAAAAGAAGGCAGUUGAGUGA
Molecule: messenger RNA, 642 nt
Organism: Caenorhabditis remanei
Lineage: Eukaryota; Metazoa; Nematoda; Chromadorea; Rhabditida; Rhabditidae
Exons: 4
Coding region: 1-642 (213 amino acids)
Source: RefSeq, a predicted model, not a curated record